GCCUUCGAGCGCCUUCUCUCUUCUUCACUUUUUACUUUUGAUACCCCCUUCCCUACAGCUUGUCUGGUCCUUUCAUACGCGCAAAAUGGACCAGCAACAGUUUGUCGGGCUCCUUGAGAGCCUCAUGCUGCCCGACACCGAGCGUGUCAAGGCCGCGACUGCGUCCUUGAACAAGGACUACUAUACCUCUCCCGAAUCCCUCGUCGCCCUCCUCCAGAUCCUCACCUCUCACCAGUCGCCGCAGCUGCGCCAGCUUGCGGCCGUUGAGUCCAGGAAGCUUGUCAACAAGCACUGGGCAUCCCUGCCCGCCGAUCAGAAGCCUCAGAUGCGCAACGCUCUGUUGGAGGCGACCAUGCGGGAAGAGGGCACUCUAGUCCGCCACUCCUCCGCUCGCGUCAUUGCGGCCAUUGCCAAGCUCGACCUGGAGGAGGGACAGUGGGCGGAUCUGCCCGCGACGCUGCAGCAGGCUGCCGUUAGCGGCGAGGCGAGGCACCGCGAGGUCUCUGUUUUCAUGAUCUUCACCCUCAUUGAGACCAUGGGCGAGAUGUUCUCUGAGAACCUGAACGAGCUUUUUGUCCUGUUUGGCCAGACCAUUCAGGACCCGGACAGCAUUGAGGUCAGAGUCAACACCAUGCUUGCCCUCAGCCGUGUCGCUAUGCUUCUGGACCCCGACGAGGAUGCUCAGGCCCUGAACGCCUUCCAUGCUAUUCUGCCGAACAUGGUUCAGGUUCUCCAGGCGACUAUCGAUGCUGGGGACGAAGACCGCGCGAUGCAGGCAUUCGAGGUUUUCCAGACUCUGCUUGGAUGUGAAUCCGCCCUUCUGAACAAGCACUUUGGUGACCUCAUCAACUUCAUGAACGGCUUGGGCGCAAACAAGAACCUGGACGACGACAUCAGGUCCCAGGCCAUUGCGUUCCUCAUGCAGUGCGUGCGCUACCGCAAGCUCAAGAUCCAGGGUCUGAGGCUCGGUGAGAAGCUUACUCUCUCUUCCCUUGAGAUCGUUACGGAGCUCGGUGACUUGUCCAGCGAUGACGAGGAGGUCACUCCUGCCAGGUCUGCUCUCGGCCUGCUCGACAUCCUUGCCCAGAGCCUGCCUCCCAGCCAAGUCAUUGUUCCCCUUCUUCAGGCCAUGGGACCUUACGUCAACAGCCCGGACCCAGACCGCAGGCGGGCUGGUAUCCUUUCCCUCGGCAUGACCGUUGAGGGUGCCCCCGACUUCAUUGCUACUCAGCUGGGUGACAUUCUUCCUCUAGUCUUGCACCUUCUCGAGGACCAGGACGUCAAGGUCCGCGCCGCCGCUCUCAACGGUGUCGCUAGGCUCGCUGAUGACCUGGCGGAGGAGCUGGGCAAGGAGCACGCCAAGAUCAUCCCAGCCUUGGUCAAGAACCUCGACCUGGCAACCGAGCAACAGGGCGAGAACGCUCAGCGUGCCUUGGAAGUCCUUCGUGGUAGCUGCAAUGCCAUUGACUCUCUCAUUGAGGGUCUCGAGGAGGAGGAGGCCGCCAAGUACCUUGACGAGCUUGUUCCCCGUUUCGCCAGGCUGUUCAACCACUCCGAUUUCAAGACUCAGAUCGCUUCCGCGGGCGCCGUUGGUUCUCUUGCUGCGGCUGCUGGUGAGGCCUUCCAACGUUAUUUCCAAGACACGAUGCAGGCACUUUCUCCCUUCGUUGAGCUCAAGAACAGCCAAGACGAGCUUGACCUGCGCGGUGUGGUCUGCGACUCCAUGGGCAAGAUUGCCGGUGCCGUUGGUGCUGAGCUAUUCCGGCCUUUCCUUCCCAAGCUCAUGAUGGCUUCCGAGGAGGCUCUCCACCUUGACCACCCGCGUCUGCGGGAGACUUCUUACAUCUUGUGGAGCACUAUGGCCAAGGUCUACGAGGAGGGCUUCGCUUCCUACCUUGAUGGCGUUGUCAAGGGUCUUUACGAGUGUCUGGAACAAGACGAGGCUGACCUUGAGGUUGGACUUGGCCAGGAAGCCAAGGAUCUCAUUGGCCAGGAAGUCACUGUCGGUGGCAAGAAGGUGCGCGUUGCCGACGCUGAUGAUGAUGACGACAAUGUUGUCGGAGAGGACGAUGAGGAUGAUGAUGACUGGGACGACUUCGGUGCCGUUACCGCCGUUGCGAUGGAGAAGGAGAUUGCUGUCGAGGUCGUCGGCGACGUCAUCAUCUCCACUCGCAACAACUACCUUCCUCAUCUCCCCAAGACGAUUGAGAUUGUCCUCAAGUUAGUUAACCACUCUUACGAGGGCGUCCGUAAGUCUGCCAUUGGCACUCUCUGGCGCGCCUACACUUGCCUCUGGGGUAUGGCCGAGGGCAGCGGUAUGUCCAAGUGGGUUCCCGGUAUUCCUCUCCAGGUUCAGCCUACCGAGGAUCUUAUCAAGCUUGGUCAGCUGGCCAUGACUGCUACCCUCGAGGUCCUCGAGGACGAGAUGGACCGUGGCACCGUCACGGACGUCCUCCGUGACUUGGGUACUGCUCUCAAAUUCACUGGCCCUGCCAUCCUUGUCAACCAGAACGGCACCGUCAUUCCUCAGCUCACUACCCAGCUCGUUUCUAUCCUGACCAAGCACCACCCUUGCCAGCAAGACCUUGGUGAGGAGGCCGACGAGGAUAUCCUCGAGGAGACUUCUGAGUACGACUGGCUCGUCAUUGAGGUUGCUCUUGAUGCGGUUACCUGCCUGUCUGCUGCUCUUGGUGACAGCUUCUCCGAGCUUUUCAAGAUCUUUGAGAAGCCUGUCAUGAAGUAUGCUAGCAGCCAGGAGUCGACCGAGCGCAGCGCCGCUGUCGGUUCCGUUGCUGACUGCAUUGGCAACAUGGCCGGUGGCGUCACUCCGUUCACCGCCAACCUGAUGAAGGUCAUGCUCCAUCGCCUGUCUGACGAGGACCCGGAGACUCGCUCCAACGCCGCCUACGCUGUUGGUCUGCUCUGCUCCGCCUCCAACGAUGAGCAGGAGAUUCUUAAGAACUUCGGCACCAUUUUCGGCAAGUUGGAGCCUAUGCUCCACGACCAGCAGCAGGCGCGCAUGCUGGACAACGCGGCCGGCUGCAUCAGCCGCAUGAUUAUGAGAUACCCGAACAACGUUCCCAUCGACCAGGUCCUGCCGCGCCUGAUCGACCUGCUGCCUCUGCGCGAGGACUUUGAGGAGAACCAGCCCAUCUUCCGCAUGUUGGUCAAGCUUUACCAGGCGCAGAACGCGACGGUGCAGCAGCUGACGGCGCAGCUGAUGCCCAUCUUCGAGAAGGUGCUCAGCCCGCCCGAGGAGCAGCUGGACGAGGAGACGCGCUCUCAGCUUGUCCAGCUGGUCCAGUACCUGCAGAAGCAGUAAUGCAGCUGCGAUGAAUUUCUGACGUAGAUGAUGAACUUGGUUUUUGAUAUGUUGAUACCACUGCCGCUGCGUCUAACGAACAAUGUAAUGCUUGGGAUGGGAACAAACAAAAAGGAAGGAACAUAGCUGUGGGAUCUAUAGAAUAGACUUAGGCGAAUCAUGGAGUAUUUGCUCGGAC
Molecule: messenger RNA, 3500 nt
Organism: Aplosporella prunicola CBS 121167
Lineage: Eukaryota; Fungi; Ascomycota; Dothideomycetes; Botryosphaeriales; Aplosporellaceae
Exons: 4
Coding region: 86-3322 (1078 amino acids)
Biological process (GO): protein import into nucleus
Cellular component (GO): nucleus; cytoplasm
Molecular function (GO): small GTPase binding; nuclear import signal receptor activity
Source: RefSeq, a predicted model, not a curated record